AUGUCGUCGUUGGACCCAAGUGGGUGCAAGAAAAGGAAGAGGGUGGAGAGAGUUUUUAAGUUCAAGGCGUUUGGUGAACAAGGGUAUCCGAUCGAGAGUUGUGGCACUUUCCGAGACAACGUCAAGGCUCUCUUAGAAUACGGAAAUGUCGAAAUGACGUUCGUGAAUGGAAUGACAUUUUGGUCGUUUCAGCUCGAAGUCCAUCGUCACCCUCCUUCUCAUAUCUUGCUAUUCGUUGUUGAAGAGUCAGCCGAGGCAUCAUCACUAAAUCGUCAUUGCAAGCAUUGUAUAUACGUUGGGUGGGGAGACCAUAUGAUAUGCAAUAAGAAGUACCAUUUUUUGGUGCCAUCAAAGGAUACAAUGGCAGCUUUCUUGAGCUAUGAAGGAAAUCACAGCAGCAUAGUAAUGGGUAAGUUAAAUUUUGUGGAAUUAAACGGGCAUACAAUGCAUGGUGUGUUUCACUCUAAUGGGUUUGGGCAUUUGCUGUGUGUCAAUGGGUUGGAGAUGGGUUCGGACUUGGCUGGCCACCUUAUCUUGGAAUUCUGGAGCCGUCUCUGCAUCUGCUUGCAAGCCAGGAAAGUUAGCUUGAUUGAUUUGGCAAAGCAGAAAAGCAUGGAUUUAAGGCUCCUUCAUGGUGUAGCAUAUGGGCAAUCAUGGUUCGGUCAAUGGGGUUACCAUUUUGGGCGAGGAAGCUUUGGGGUCACACAGCAAAUGUAUCAAAAAGCCCUUGAAGCCCUCCAGAACAUUCCUCUGUGCAUCCUUGCUCAUCACAUUGGCACCUCAAGUAUGGAGAUCCCAAUCUUGUUCUCUAGAUACCAAACACUUUCGAGCCGGUCUUUGGUGACCCUUGCCGAUCUACUACGCUUCAUGCUCGACCUCAAAUCUCGUCUUCCAAAAGAGAGUGUUUUGCAUACACACAACCCUGGGAUAUUGGUUGAAAAUUCUUGUAGAUGGUCUCCUAAGCGUAUUGAGAUGGCUGCUCGGGUUAUCGUUGAAUCCCUAAAGAAAGCUAAAUUCAGAUGGGUUUCAAGGCAAGAAGUUCGUGAUGCUGCCCGUUCAUAUGUUGGUGACACGGGUUUGUUGGAUUUUGUGCUCAAAUCUUUAGGGAACCAUGUCGUUGGGAAGUACUUGGUCCGUCGCUGCCUGAAUCCAGUAACCAAAGUUUUAGAGUACUGCUUAGAAGACAUUUCUAACACUUUACCUAAUCAAGAAGAGUCUGUUACAAAUGAUUCCAAGUUGAAGGCUCGGUGCAAAAUCUCUAGGGCUCAACUCAUGAAUGACAUGUUCUACAUCUACAGGCAUGUCCUCAAGGGACAAAAGAAAGACAUGGAUAGCACGAUAACAUCCACCAUUUCGCUGGCAGCAAGAAUAGUCCUUGAUUCCAAGUACUUUAUUAAAGAUUACAAUGGGGAGAUAUGUUCGAAAGCUGAAGUAGAAGCAGGUGAAAAAUCGAAACUUUAUUGUGCCAUUGCGAUACAAGACAAGGGCAAGAUAGAUGGCCACGAAGAAGGUGAAAAAAAGCUAUUUACUACACCAUACGAGACCAUCAUGUUAAGAAACAAUGCAACAUUCGACGAGCUCAUAGAGGAAGUUGAGAAAAACUUUAAGGAGAUAUAUUGGGGAUUAAAGAGCUUCAUGUUUGGGUCUAUAAUCAACUUAAACCCCAAAAGAUCUGAUCAGGUGUUCAAGGUAACCAAAACUAGUAGCAAACUUGUUUUCCAAGGCAAACUGGAUGAAACUGGAACUAACCAUGAAGGCAUAUACGAAAGUGGGUCGAGACAACGUUUCGUUGUGGAUUGUGGCUGUGGAGCAAAAGAUGACGAUGGUGAACGAAUGGUGGCUUGUGAUAUUUGUGAAGUUUGGCAGCACACAAGGUGUUUAAAGAUUCCAAACAACGAAGAAACUCCAAAUAUUUAUGUUUGCAGCAGAUGCGAACAAGACAUUCUAGUGCUACCAGCACUGCCGUAG
This is a messenger RNA of Cynara cardunculus var. scolymus (artichoke), 1968 nucleotides long. Its product is annotated as PHD finger protein MALE STERILITY 1. Lineage: Eukaryota; Viridiplantae; Streptophyta; Magnoliopsida; Asterales; Asteraceae. The record is from RefSeq and is a predicted model, not a curated record. The transcript is spliced from 3 exons. The coding region runs from base 1 to 1968 and encodes 655 amino acids.